AUGGAUAUUAAUGAAGAAAUACAAGAACUAGAAGAAGAAGAAAAUAUAUCUCCAAUAAUUCAAAUAUUUGAACGUCUUACAUUUGAGCGAGGUCAUGAAACAUAUGAUCAAGUAACAUCUAUGAUUGAAUUAUUUUCAUUAUCAAAUAUAACAUUAGAUAUGUUAGAUACAUUAAUUGAAUGUGUUAAAAUUGUUUUUAUUCAUCAACAUACAAAUAAAAAUAUGCGAAUAUUAGAUUUUUUAAUUACAUUAACACAUGUUACACAUAUUAAUUACAAAAAUAAUAAAAAUUUAUCACUGGUUUUUGAUGCUCUUAUUGAUAUAUUUACUCAGACAAUGGUAGCCGUUGAUAGUCAAAUUCGUUAUACAACAUUUCAUAUUUUAAAUAAACUUCAAUCAUUUAUUGAUCUAUCUCGAUCACCUUAUAUACCUGAUCAAUUUGAACAAUAUUUAUUAGAAUUACUUAAUAAUGAAACAACAUUUCUUGUUCUUGAUGAAAUUAUACCAUUAGCUGCUAAAUUUCAACAUAAAAAUCAUCAAUUUAUUGAUGCUUUUCUUCGUAGAAUCAAUUCACCAAAAUGGUUUUCAUAUUUAGAUCGACGACGUCUAAUUAUAUCAUUACUUGAAUAUUCAUCUUCUUCUUUGAAUUUUCUUCUUUCAACAAUUGAAACUGAUAAUGAUUUAUCACAAUUAGCUUUUGAAAGUUUAUUAGCUCAUGAACGAGGUUUUACAUUUGAUAAAUUAGAUUUUCAUGGUCGAUUAAUAAUAUUUCAAGUUGCUAGUAAAUCUCGUGAUUUAUCACGUCUUAUUUUUACUCAAUGGAUUAGUCAAAGUGGAUAUGAACUUGUUGAUAUUCUUCGAUUGUGUAAAAUAUCAACUUUAAAUGAAAAUAAGAAAAAUAAUAAUAGUUUAACUAUUGAAACAUGUUUACGAUAUUUUCUUGAUGAUAAUAAUAUUCGUCGAAUUGUUAUUAAUAAUAUAAAAUUAGCUAUUGGUACAAGCAAAGAUGGUCUUUUACUUUCAAAUGUAUCAAAUUAUGUUGAAUAUUUAUUUAUAUGGCGUAUGUUAUGUCAAUUAAUGAAUGAAGAAGAUGAUGAUACAAAUAUUCAUCCUGAUUUUCAUGAAUUUAUUUCAUAUUUUUAUCGUUUAAUUAAAUUAUCUGUUAAUAAAAAAUUAUCUUCAAUAGAAGAAUUUAUUAUUUAUCAAUAUGCAUCAAUUCUUUCAACAUUUGAUAUGCUUGAUAUAUAUCGUCGUAAAUGUAUUGAAGCUAUAGGUCGUUGUAUACUUGUACAUUUUGGACAAUAUGAAACAAUAAUUGUACAAGCACUUCAACUUGUUCAUCGUAUUCAUUUAUCAAUAGAUACAAUUAAUGAACGAUAUCAAUUAAUAACAUAUACAUUAAAUGAUAUUAUUCAACGUUGUCAAAAUGAACAAUUUGAAGAAUUAACAUUUAUACAAUGUAUGACUAUAGCAAAAGUAUUUAUUGAACAAGAAAAAGAACUUGAAUUAAAUAAUACAGAUUUAAAAAAAUUACUUGAUUCAUUAAUUAAAUCAGGUUUGUCACAUAGAGAUAUUAAUAUUCAAUCUCAAACUUUAUCAACAUUACGAUCUCUUAUGUGUCAUUCUCGACAAGCAGCAAUUGAAUAUAUCAAACAAAAUCUUCAUAUAACUAAUAAAAUCGAAAAUAUCUCAUUAAAAUGUCAAUCAAUAUCCACUUUUAUUGAUGUUCUUCUUGUUCAUGGUCUUGAUAUUUUAACAAAUAUAAAUUUAUUAAAUUUAACAUCUUCUCAAUUUACAACACAAUAUUUUUUAAAUUUUUUUGAUCAACAAAAUAUUGAAAUAAAAAAUACUAUUGUAUUUGGUCUUAUUAAAUUAUUUCUUAGUUCUCAUCUUGAACCAAAUAUUGCUCUACUUAAAAUUAUACUUGAUUAUCGUUUUUCAAAUGAUUAUCGAUCGAUUAAUCAAUAUCAACGAGAUGACAUAACUUCUUUCUUCUAUUUUUUUAUUCAUUUAUCAAUUUCAAAUGUUUUACUUAUUGAAGAAUUAACAUUUGAUCUUAUUUCUCGUUAUCUACCUUUUGUAUCGGAUCAUAGUACAAUAGCUUAUAAAUCAAUCUUAAUUGAAUCAAUGUGUUAUUUUUGUAUUGAAUUACUUUCUUUACCAACUUUAUUAAUUGAUAAAUUAAAUGAAGAACAUUCUCAUUAUCAUCUUGCAAUAAAUCUUCUUGAAUCAAUUCAUAAUUCAACUAAUAAUCAUACAUCAUUUAUUAUAAAAUCUUAUUUAAAUACAAUAAAACAUUUUCAAUUUCAAUAUAUGAAAAAAGAACAAUUACAAAUUAUUCUAGAUUCAAUUAUUCAACUUCGACAAUAUCCAAAUUUACCUUUAAUUAUAUCAAAUUCUAUAAAAAAUAUUGAAGAACAAAUACAAUCAUGUUUAAAAUUAAUUAAGAAAUUAACAAAUGAUAACAAUGAUGAUAAACGAUCUCGUUCACCUUCACCAUCAUCUCAAAGAAAUUCUAAACGUAUUUCUUCAACAUUUAAACCGUCGAUGAUUU
This is a messenger RNA of Rotaria sordida, 2554 nucleotides long. The record is from the annotation of a GenBank genome assembly. NCBI's taxonomy places the organism in Eukaryota, Metazoa, Rotifera, Eurotatoria, Philodinida, Philodinidae.